Molecule: messenger RNA, 2218 nt
Organism: Syngnathus typhle (broad-nosed pipefish)
Lineage: Eukaryota; Metazoa; Chordata; Actinopteri; Syngnathiformes; Syngnathidae
Product: methylmalonate-semialdehyde/malonate-semialdehyde dehydrogenase [acylating], mitochondrial-like
Exons: 12
Coding region: 126-1700 (524 amino acids)
Biological process (GO): thymine catabolic process; L-valine catabolic process
Cellular component (GO): mitochondrion
Molecular function (GO): malonate-semialdehyde dehydrogenase (acetylating, [NAD(P)+]) activity; methylmalonate-semialdehyde dehydrogenase (acylating, NAD+) activity
Source: RefSeq, a predicted model, not a curated record
UCGCAGGUUAAACUCCCAGCCCCGCCCCCCCCGUCUCCCAUGUUUGCUAGUGGACGUUUGGACGGCUUCUACGCGUUCUGUGGUGGGUCACUCGAAGGACUAAAACAGUAACCUUAGUUCCCGCAAUGGCUGCAAUACUCCGCUUCGUGCUGAAUAAGAAGACAUCCCCCGUGCAGCUGGGCCGUAUGUGCUACUCGUCUGUGCCCACCACCAAGCUGUUCAUCGAUGGGAAGUUUGUCGAGUCCAACACAUCAGAAUGGCUCGAUAUUCACAACCCUGCCACUAAUGAGGUGGUGGGCCGCGUUCCCAAAGCCACGCAGACGGAGAUGCUGGCCGCCGCGGAGUCCUGCUCCCGUAGCUUCCGCUCCUGGUCGGAGACGUCCAUCCUAAGCCGCCAGCAGAUCUUCCUACGCUACCAGCAGCUCAUCAAAGACAACAUUAAAGAGCUGGCUAAGAUGAUCACGCUGGAACAAGGCAAGACUCUGGCUGAUGCCGAAGGUGAUGUCUUCCGAGGACUGCAGGUGGUGGAGCACGCCUGCAGCAUCACGUCGCUGAUGCUGGGCGAGACGCUGCCGUCCAUCACCAAGGACAUGGACACAUACACCUACCGCCUGCCCAUCGGCGUGUGCGCCGGCAUCGCUCCCUUCAACUUCCCCGCCAUGAUCCCGCUGUGGAUGUUCCCCAUCGGCAUGGUGUGCGGCAACACCUACCUGAUGAAGCCGUCGGAGCGCGUCCCCGGAUGCACCAUGCUGCUGGCCAAGAUGCUGCAGGACGCCGGAGCGCCUGACGGCACGCUCAACAUCAUCCACGGGCAGCACGCAGCUGUCAAUUUCAUUUGCGACCAUCCUGCCAUCAAAGCCAUCAGCUUUGUGGGAUCCAACCAGGCGGGAGAGUACAUCUACGAAAGGGGCUCCAAGAACGGCAAGAGGGUGCAGUCCAACAUGGGCGCCAAAAACCACGGCGUGGUGAUGCCAGACGCCAACAAGGAGAACACUAUCAAUCAGCUGGUGGGCGCCGCUUUCGGAGCGGCCGGCCAGCGCUGCAUGGCUCUCUCCACCGCCAUUUUUGUGGGCGAGUCUCGCGAGUGGCUCCCGGAGUUGGUGGAGCGCUCCAAAUCGUUGCGCGUCAACGCAGGCGACCAGCCCGGCGCUGACGUGGGACCGCUCAUCUCUCCCGAGGCCAAGGCUCGCGUCGAGUCUCUGAUCCAGAGCGGCGUCAAUGAGGGCGCCCAGGUGCUGCUGGACGGCAGGAACGUCAACGUUAAAGGAUACGAGAACGGCAAUUUUGUUGGACCCACCAUCUUGGCCAGUGUAACGCCGGACAUGACAUGCUACAAGGAGGAGAUUUUUGGGCCGGUUUUGGUGGUCCUGGAGGCCGACGACCUGGAUGAUGCCAUCUCCAUGAUCAACAGCAACCCCUACGGCAACGGCACGGCCAUAUUCACUUCCAACGGCGCCACGGCACGCAAAUAUACGCACGAGGUGGACGUGGGCCAGAUUGGCGUGAAUGUUCCCAUCCCUGUCCCCCUGCCUAUGUUCUCCUUCACUGGUUCCAGAGGCUCCUUCAGGGGAGACACCAACUUCUAUGGCAAACAGGGCAUCCAGUUCUACACGCAGAUCAAGACGGUGACGUCACAGUGGAAAGCCGAGGACGCCACCGUGACGAGCCCGGCUGUCACCAUGCCGACCAUGGGACGCUAAUUCUCCAGCACUGCCUUCAGUGACUUUGACAUGUGCCUUAAAAAAAACAUGGCAGAGGAAUGGAUGAAGGCUGUUUUUUAAAGUUGAUUUUAUUGUACAAAACCGAUUUUGUAGGUGGGGGUAUUAUCAGGCUGGUAAACAAGUCGUCAUCAGCUUGCCUCCUAUGGAGAAAGUGUUGUUGGUCCUCAUUAAUAUUGCACAACAAGUUGAAACCUCGUGAUGUCCGCUGUGGUUCGGUUCAAGCCCAGAGUAGCAAUAGUAGGUCAAUUUGAAUUUCCAAGCAGUCACAGUAGUUUGAAAGUGUUUCGGGGAAACUGGAGACAGAGAAAAUGUAAACGGGGCAAAUACUUUUGUAUGGCACUCGCCGACAAGAGCGUCACAGCAUAUGCGUAAAUAAUAUAGUGUCAUCAUGUCUUGUGUUCCCAACUAAAUGUGAUGACACACUUGCCUUUGUCAUACUACCCUGUGUAAGGUGUCUGUGUCAAAUGAAUGGCAAUAAAUUGCAACAGUUCAGAUGA